UGGGAUGCUAAUUUCAUAUUAAUCAGAACGAUUAGUCAAAUGAUACGCUGCGAGUGUAGAGUUUCGAAAGAACAACAUCUCAUAUUGCCUGGGAUUGGGACUAUUUAUAUCUGAGCAGUUUGGGUGUGAGUCUAAAUUGUUCUUGAGCGGUGAAGAAUGGAAGAUCAACUAACCGAACUUGAUAAGCUGUAUUUUCCGCACAAGUGGCAGAAGAGAUUCCCGUUCGAUCAGGUGCUGGAGGAGCACAUCAAGUUCUUUAACAAGGAAACUGAAAAGCUGAAAAAGUCGAUCAGAUGCGAGCUGAACGUACCUUACGGGCUGCUUCCAAGGGAAAAAUACGACAUCAUUGGCAUCGACCUUCCAGAUGACUCACCUAUUUUAGUGCACGUCCAUGGCGGCUACUGGCAGGUGAAGGAAAUCAGCCACAGCAAUCAAGGUUUUUUGGCGUCGGUUCUCCAUAAAAACGCCAUCAAACUAGCCGCUGUUGGUUACGAGCUGUGUCCGGAACUGUCUUUACAGGAAAUCAUGCUGGAAAUCGAGGUGGCGAUUAGAAGAAUCCUGGACUACGCGAAGAAGAACAAAUCCAGAGGAAUUUAUUUAUCGGGCCAUUCAGUCGGCGCUCAUUUGGUGGCCGCUCUGUUCUCCGGCUUCAUCCAAACUCUUUCCAGUGAAGAACAAAGUCUAGUCAAAGCUGUUUUUUUAUCUUGCGGAUUAUACGAUUUGGGGCCGUUGACCAGCACGAUUAUUAACGAAGGCUUGAAACUAACCGACGAAAAUGCCAAGCUGCUGAGCCCCCAAAACAUGGAACUUUCCAGCCCGGAGCAUGUGAGUGUUUACGUGGUGGCAGCUGAGGAAGAUUCUCCAGCUUUCCUGGACCAGAGCAAGGCGUUUUAUGAGAAACUCAAGAACAGUGGCUUCAAGGUAGAGUAUCGACUUUUGGAGCAAGUGGACCAUUUUAAUGCAGUUGAGAAGAUGAUUGAGGAAGACUUCGAAGCCACUCAGCUGUUUCUUGGGGAAAUUCGCAAUUGAGUCAUUGGUUCAAUUACACGCAUUUUUAAUCUAUGAUUUGAUUCAAUGUGGAAUAAACACUAGAAAUGGUUGA
This is a messenger RNA of Dendroctonus ponderosae (mountain pine beetle), 1102 nucleotides long. RefSeq names its product kynurenine formamidase. The transcript is spliced from 4 exons. The record is from RefSeq and is a predicted model, not a curated record. Lineage: Eukaryota; Metazoa; Arthropoda; Insecta; Coleoptera; Curculionidae. Gene Ontology annotation, molecular function: hydrolase activity. Bases 157 to 1029 code for a protein of 290 amino acids.